Gloeophyllum trabeum ATCC 11539 is the source of this 1143-nucleotide messenger RNA. RefSeq lists its product as uncharacterized. NCBI's taxonomy places the organism in Eukaryota, Fungi, Basidiomycota, Agaricomycetes, Gloeophyllales, Gloeophyllaceae. The coding region runs from base 1 to 1143 and encodes 380 amino acids. The record is from RefSeq and is a predicted model, not a curated record. The transcript has 3 exons.
AUGUACUCUAGACAAGCCAGACCAGGUUCUCGCACAUACGUCCCGCCUCAUCGAUCCGGCCAGGAUGCUGAAUCUUCCAAGGACGUCACUGCUCUCUUACAUAACUUGCGAGGAGAACAGUACCGCCAUGCCCGGAAUCUGCAAAGAGCGAAAGGGAGCAGCACGAGCGUAACCGAUGCAAGUACGAAUAUACCCUUAAGCCUAGACUAUAACGAGUCUGCCGGCGACAAGCCACAAUCUGGGGUUGAUCCUGUAUCAGGCACGUACCCCACCACUGCUGGGCCUGUUCCCAAGAGUUGGAGAAAGGCUUCGCGUACUGAGGGAAUCAACACCAAAGGAUCGUCCUGGCGCGCUGAAGCGCUGUCUGUCAUAUUCAACCACAUCCCCGACAGCACAGGUCUCACAUCACAUAUACUACACAAUACGCUUCCCCAAUCUCCAUCCCGUCGACCUCCGCCAUUGCCUGCCGUUCCACCGCUCUCGGCCAUUUGUUUCCGAAUUGUCUUGUCCCUCUAUGCCAGCGUCCAGGAAUUUGAGGAAGAAGUGGUACCCUACCUCGCUCCCCACCUCCGCCGGGAUCUUCUACGAUACACAUCCGUCUAUUCUCCGCUAACCAAUUCCAAGCUAUACGCACUAUGCGAAGAUGGCCACGCCGACGGCGAGCUAAUCAUCGCCGGCCCGCACAACUCCCUACGCACCGACCUCUGGAGCGACAACACCCCAUUCGAAGCCGACACCGACGACAACGAAGAAGACGAAGACUGGUCUUGGGACACGCCGGGCUCUUACGACCCCUCCGACUCCCCUUUGCACACCCUCGUCCUCCUCUCCUCCCCGCUCAGCGUCCCCACCUUCCUCACCCUCCCGCCGACGCUCACGCACCUCGCGCUGCUCGCCCUCCCGCGGUCCGUCCCUGUCCACCGGCUGCCGGGGAUAUGCCCACUGCUGGAAGUCCUGGACUUAUCGUAUAACAAGUGGAUCGGAAGAGCGGGCGUGGGGGAGAAGGCGCUGGGUCGUGUGGAGUGGGGGCGCUGGCGGCGGCUGGAGGUGCUCGGGCUGCGGGGGUGCGUGGUUGGGCCGGAGGAUUUGAGGGGGCUGAAUAAGGGGAGGUGGGUGGAUGUGCAGGUCGUCGUGGAUCCCUGA